UUUCCGGGAGGUGGCAGCAGUGGCGUGUGGCGCCGCACUUGGCCCCCGGCUCGUUGUCGCAGGGAGCGUGUUCCGGGAGCGGACCGGGAGGAGCGGGCGCGGGGAUGCUGUGCAGAUGACACGGGCUGGAUCAUCAUUUCUGACCGAGUCAUGUCUCUGGUGUGCGGGGUGCUUCCAAUAGUGUUUCUGUACCAAUUGGUGCUCGGCACAAUGGGUGGAUCCUCUGCCAGCGAGCCAGUCUCGGAUGACUUGAUCCUACUGUAUGUACACCACGACCAGAUUACACCCGGAAACUACACCUACAUGUACCUUGAGGACGCUGGCCGACUUGUGCUGCAGAUAGACAGUCACCGGGGCGACGCUGACCUCUAUGUCUCCGACUCUACCCGACACCCCAGUUUCGAUGACUACGAGUUGCAGUCUACGACUUGUGGCCCAGACUGGGUGGUAGUGCCCCCCAGGUUCCGUCGUCCGGUGGCUGUUGGUGUCUACGGGCACCCCUCGCACCCAGAGACCGAGUACGAGAUAAAGGUUUACCUGGACCAAGGGGUGAUAGAGGACCCCUUUGCUGAACUCUCCUAUCCCACUGACAAGGGCGCUGGCGAUGGGACCCCGGGUAAGACAGUACAAGAGGAGAAGUCGGUAAUGUGGACCAUAAUGAUUGGGAUUCUUAAGCUGGUGCUGGAGAUCCUGUUUUGAUGGUGUCCCCUCACAGCUUGUGUGUGACGUGGAUGGGAGGACAGCCAUUUUCAUCUACAGUGCAAUUGGAGCUUUUCUGACCUCCAUCCCUGCUUCUUCACAUGGCUCGGUUGAACUUAUUGUUUCUUUGAUUUCAAUCGGUCAGUGGCCUGAGUUUAAUUUUGAAGAAAUGGUUUGUUUUUUCCUUUGUUCUGUCUGUGGAGGGAUGUUCCAGACUUUAUGUUAAUGUAAUUUAUCGUGUUAUUACCAGGUGGGACACCAGCUCUUUUCUUUUGUAGGAUACCCAAUGUCCUGUAUCCAUUGUAUCUAUGUCCCAUGAUAUGCCUUUUCUUUCAGUGCAGUGUCCAUUCCCAGGAUAGCCCGUCUCCCAAUGCCCCCUCUUUUGUUGUGCACAUGCUAUUACCUUAAGUGCGCAGUACUUUAAAUUGUUUUGUGAGGCCCUCACAGGAGCUGUGUCUACAACUUGUGCUAGGUACUUUUCCAGAGGAAACUUUGUCCUUUUCUUUUCUAUCCCAUGUCCAUUUCCUGAGAUAUACUCUCAUCCUGUCUUUGCCACAUUCAUUUCCUGAGAUUCUCCCCUCCCCUAUAGUAUGCCUGCAUUGUGGGAUUAUGAAUCUAAACUUGCCUUGUUUUUUGGCAUAAGUUCUGUCUCUUUGUACAAUAUCCAUUCAGAUUUUGGUACAGGGAUACUGUACAUUUUGUACAUGAACAGAGCAGCAGAAUGAUUCGUAUGGUAUGGGCAUUGGUUUCUACUCCAAUAUCCUGCAAAGCGAUUCCUUUGCACUGUCCAUAUUACGCGAAAGUUAAAGACACUUAACAAAUUGGAAAUGGAUAUUUUUAUAGAAUCUGUUGGAAUUAUCACUUGUCAAUGUGUGUUGCCUGAUUGGCAGGUAAUUAUUUUUCAUUUUUAGAGGCUGGAACCUGAGAGAAAAUGAAUGGUGAUGGACAUUCUUUUUGAGAAUGAGAGUCAAUAAACACGAUGAUUGCAUUGACCCUGGA
Messenger RNA from Rhincodon typus (whale shark), 1698 nucleotides. RefSeq names its product chromosome 29 C6orf120 homolog (gene c29h6orf120). The transcript has 2 exons. Lineage: Eukaryota; Metazoa; Chordata; Chondrichthyes; Orectolobiformes; Rhincodontidae. The record is from RefSeq and is a predicted model, not a curated record. Bases 151 to 699 code for a protein of 182 amino acids.